This is a messenger RNA of Linum tenue, 780 nucleotides long. The record is from the annotation of a GenBank genome assembly. NCBI's taxonomy places the organism in Eukaryota, Viridiplantae, Streptophyta, Magnoliopsida, Malpighiales, Linaceae.
AUGAGCGGUGCGGCGGGAAGCAGCCGCGGCGGCGGAGGAGGGGGAGGGAGCGGUGGCGGCGGCGGCGGAGGAGGGGGAUUGGGCGGGCCGUGUGGGGCGUGCAAGUUCCUGAGGAGGAAGUGCGUCCAGGGAUGCAUCUUCGCGCCUUACUUCGAGUCGGAGCAAGGUGCGGCGCAUUUCGCGGCGGUGCACAAGGUGUUCGGGGCCAGCAACGUGUCGAAGCUGCUGCUCCACAUCCCGCUCCACAAGCGCCACGAGGCCGUCAUUACCAUCUGCUACGAGGCCCAGGCCCGCCUCAGGGACCCCGUCUACGGCUGCGUCGCCCACAUCUUCGCCCUCCAGCAACAGGUAGUGAACCUGCAAGCGGAGCUGUCCUACUUGCAAGCCCAUAUGGGAACGGUAGAGGUCCCGCCACCACCGCCCGCCGCGCUCCUCGCACCGCCGGCUCUAACGAUCGCCGAUAUCCCGGCCGCUUCAAUCCCCGCCAGAUACGACCUCUCCUCGCUAUUUGAUCCUCUGGUGCAAUCCUCGUGGGCGGCCAUGCAGCAGCAGCAGCAGCAACGUGCCGCGCAGCAAUUGGAGCCACGCCAUCACCAGUUCGGAGGAAGCGGCGGCGGCGACGGAGGAGCCAUGGCCUCGUCGUCGUACGGCACUGGCGGCGGCGGCGAUCUCCAGUCAUUGGCGCGUGAGCUGCUUAGUAGGAACGGCUCUCCGCCUCGUGGGGGUCCCAUAAUGCAUUGUAACGACGCCUUGUCAUCAUCGCCCUCCAUCUCAAAGUGA